This is a messenger RNA of Vespa mandarinia (Asian giant hornet), 570 nucleotides long. RefSeq names its product histone-lysine N-methyltransferase SETMAR-like. Lineage: Eukaryota; Metazoa; Arthropoda; Insecta; Hymenoptera; Vespidae. The record is from RefSeq and is a predicted model, not a curated record.
AUGGAUUCAACCGAUAUUCGUGUAAUUUUCUUAUAUGAGUAUAAACUUGGUAAUAAUGAUGCAAAAGCUGCACGUAAUAUAAACAAGACGUUUGGGAAGAAUACUGUGAAUGAUCUAAAAGCGCAGCGUUGGUUUGAAAAAUUUCGGUUUGGUGAUUUUUCCCUGCAAAAUGAACCGCGUGGAAGACCCGAAACGUCUGUGAAAAAUGAUGCUCUGAAAGCAUUGGUGGAAACGAAUCCAACUGUUUCUUCAAGGGAACUUGCUGCAAGAAUGGAAGUUGACCAUACAACAAUAUUGCGACAUCUUUCUGAAAUUGGCGUGGUGAAAAAAAUGGAUAAGUGGAUACCGCACGAACUAACCAAGCGAAAUAAGCUGGAUUGCUUGAACCACCCACCUUAUUCACCGGAUCUUUCGCCAACCGACUUUCAUUUAUUUAAACAUUUAGAACUGUUUUUACGGGCUAAACAGUACGAAAAUGAAGACAGUCUGAAAAAUGCCAUAUCAGAGUUCAUUGAUUCUAAAGAUCAGAAUUUCUUCAAGACAGGCAUCUAUGCAUUAAAAUCUCGUUGA